GUCAUGCCGAGACGCGCGGCAGGCGCGCGGCGGGCGGUGCCGCGGUCAGACCGUGUCCGUCCGCCGCGGCCGCAGCACCACCCGCACAGCGCGUGUCGCUCCGCCCCGCAGCAAUGUCGCGACAGAGCCCGCAGGAGGAGAACCUGCAGGGGUCCUGGGUGGAACUGCACUUCAGCAGCAACGGGAAUGGCAGUGGGAGCUCUGCCUCCUCGGGGAGCCAGGAGCAAGUGCCAGCCUCCCUCUCCAUCCACAAUGGGGACAUGGAGAAGAUCCUGCUGGAUGCCCAGCACGAGUCAGGCAGGAGCAGCUCCAGGGAGAGCUCCCACUGUGACAGCCCUCCUCGUUCCCAGACCCCUCAGGACAGUCACAGAGCUCUGGAGAUAGAGAGUCACAGCAGUGGGGAAAAGAACAGCUUCCAGUCUGAGGAGGAUUUCCUGGAGAGGAGGAGGGAGGUGGAGCGGCUGCUGCGGCGGAACGCGGACUGGAUCUGGGACUGGUCCAGCCGGCCUGAGAACAUCCCCCCCAAGGAAUUCCUCUUCAAGCACCCCCGGCGCACAGCCACCCUCAGCAUGAGGAACACCAGUGUCAUGAAGAAGGGGGGGAUAUUCUCUGCAGAAUUCCUGAAGGUUUUCCUCCCAUCCCUGCUGCUUUCUCACCUGCUGGCCAUUGGACUGGGGAUUUACAUCGGGAGGCGCCUGACGACCACAGCUUCCAGCAGCUCGUUUUAGGGCACCCGGAAUCCUGGGAUGGGAGCGGAGCAGACUCACCUGGAGCGCAGGAGGUGCAGAGCCGGGAGGGGGGAGCUGGUCGUGGCACCGUCGUCGUGUGUGUCCUGUCCGUGUCCUGUUUUAGUUUAGUCUAACGAGUGAGAAGGGCUCCCGUGUCAUAUAGAGCCGCCUGGAUCAAUCCCUUCUGGAUCAAUCCCCUCAGCACGUGGCAGAUGCUGUAACGUCCCUUAGUGCUUUGUAGUGAAGUACCUGAGAAUUAGAGCUACUCAGUGUUUAAAUCAAUCCCAGCUUUAACCAGCCCUUGGGAGGGGUGAGUGUCCAUCCUGCCCCUCGUGCCUGUGGGUGGGAAUGUUGCCACUGCUCCUGCAGUCCUGACAGGGAGGGAUCAGCCCAAACAACGUGUGGCCUUAUGGACUGAUACGGGAAUUCCGAGGAGCUGUUCCCUGCCCUGGGGCAGCUUCUCCUCAGGUAGAUGUUGCUUAGUUCACUUUGGUGUGAGGUGUGAAGUGUUGAGACACAGAGGGAAGAGAUGAGCACGUGGGUAAAACUCCAUCAGUUUGUCCUAGUUCAGAGGUAGAGUUUGGAUUUAGUGCCUAAUAAAGAGCUGCUUUUGCCAGGACAUUUAUUUAACCCCAUCACUAGUUCCCAGCUGUACCUACCGCAGGCUGGCGCUUCACAGGCUUUAUCUGUCAAGUAGUAAAUCUGCACCCAACACCCCAGCCCUGGGCACAUGUUCCCAGGGUGGCUUCUCCUUGGUUUUUACUGAUGCAAUGCCUUUUCCUUCAGUGAUUUUACCUUAUUUAAUGAGAAAAUGAAUGUUUGCCAAAAUACCAUGUUUUAUAUAUUUAAAUAAAAAGGUUCCUGGUGAA
Messenger RNA from Pseudopipra pipra, 1597 nucleotides. It is a transcript of the gene BNIP3, whose product is annotated as BCL2 interacting protein 3. Bases 114 to 728 code for a protein of 204 amino acids. NCBI's taxonomy places the organism in Eukaryota, Metazoa, Chordata, Aves, Passeriformes, Pipridae. Gene Ontology annotation, biological process: mitochondrial outer membrane permeabilization; positive regulation of apoptotic process. The transcript is spliced from 6 exons. Gene Ontology annotation, cellular component: endoplasmic reticulum; mitochondrial envelope; mitochondrial outer membrane. The record is from RefSeq and is a predicted model, not a curated record.